This is a messenger RNA of Caenorhabditis remanei, 303 nucleotides long. RefSeq lists its product as uncharacterized. The transcript is spliced from 2 exons. Bases 1 to 303 code for a protein of 100 amino acids. The record is from RefSeq and is a predicted model, not a curated record. Lineage: Eukaryota; Metazoa; Nematoda; Chromadorea; Rhabditida; Rhabditidae.
AUGUCUUUGACCGCCGAUCCACCAGCAUGCCAGGUUCCGGCCGCCGGAGGAGCCUCCACUCACAAGUUGGUCAAUGGUACCCCAGAGAAGCUCAUUUUCAAGACCGUGUCGCUUGGAGCCAUGGGAUCCGGUGCCAAAGAUUCUUUGGCGAUGGGUCGUGGGAUCGUCAAACCGUCCGGUUGUGGCUCUUUGGCUUUGUGGCCAGUGUCUCAGAGGACCCGAGAGCCUGGGGCUAAUGGACAGUGGCUUGGAGCCGAUUGGUCGGUGACUCGGAGUCAAUGCCUGGGGGCUUGGAGCCCAUGA